Molecule: messenger RNA, 2828 nt
Organism: Linum trigynum
Lineage: Eukaryota; Viridiplantae; Streptophyta; Magnoliopsida; Malpighiales; Linaceae
Source: the annotation of a GenBank genome assembly
UACAACUUUGAAUCCCCUUCAGAAUCUCUUCCGGCAAACUCUUCCUUUUGCUAGGAGCCACCGCCAUUAUGAUCAGUAAUUCAAUCCCCUGCUUUUGUUCUUUCAAUUGCUUGUAAGCCACAACAGUGGCUAGUAAAAUAAAUUGCAGACUUGGAGCAUUAAGGGAUUUCCACAUUUUCGUAAGGUAAGGAAUUCUAGCCAAUUAGAAGAAACAACUUUGCGGAGAUAGCGAGAUCUUCCAUGGCGUCCGUGGAAGAAUUUAUUCUCUGAUUAGGGUUCAAGUUCUCUAGGGUUGCCAACAUAUCCCUCCGGUUCAACGGGGGCAUUCAAAAUCGAACUCCUGUACCAGCGGUUAGCUUCUUCGCUCAUCGGUUGACGACACCGAUGUGGGAUUAAUGACCGGCGGCGAAGAGGGGUAGGGCGCUUGUUUCCAUGGAGAAGAUGAUCUUUGUUUGUUUUAUAUACAUAUCGCAGGUGUAAAUAGUAAAUAAGUAGAAGGAUAAAAAUGUAAUUAAGUUAGAGAGAUAAUUCAAAACUAGGACGGUAUUUAGCAACCCUCCUUUAAAAUGCCGUAUUUCUUCUUCCCCUCUCGUAUAAGAAAUUAAAAAUUAAAAAUAGCUUUUGACUUAAAAUUACUCACGCAUGGAAUGAGUGAGAAAGAGUGGAAGAGUGUCUACAGAAAGAAUUUUACAUUUAAAAUGUCGUAUUUCUUCUUCCCCUAUAAUUCUUAAGAGGCACCUACUAGAGACAAGGUGAAUUGGGGAAGGAGCUUUCGUUUUGAGAGUUAUUGGACUAGAGAGCCUGAAUGCGAGAUGGUGGUGUCAGGAAGCUGGCAGGGGAACCCGAAUGAUACAGUACUGGAAAAGAUUGCAAAGUGCGAAGAUAAUCUAAAAGAGUGGAGUAAGCUAAAGUUUGGCAGCCUUGUAGCUAGAAGGAAAAAGGCAGAGAAAGCUCUGACCAUUUUGGAAAAGCGAAAGAAAAAUGGGGCAGUGAUUGCCCAAAGAAGAGCUAUUGAAAAGGAGCUCAAUGAAAUCAUGGAUUUGGAGGAAGAGGCUUGGAAACAACGAUCUCGCACAGACUGGCUGCAACAAGGGGAUAGGAAUACUCCUUUCUUCCACAGAAAGGCAUCUGAUAGACGAAAUCGCAAUACAAUCAACUUCCUUCUAGAUCAAGAUGGGGUGGAGCGAAAGGGACAGAAGGCAGUUACCUUAUGCAUUAGAGAUUAUUAUCAAAUGCUCUUCAAGGCGGCCCCACCAGCCCUGACUUCUCACGUCCUUGAUGCAAUUUCCUGCAAAAUAACAGAUAGAAUGAAUGAGGAGCUGCUACAGCCUAUCACAAGGGAGGAGAUAUGGAAUGCAUUAAGGCAUAUGGGGCCUACUAAGGCACCAGGGGCAGAUGGCAUGCUGACCAUGUUUUUCCAAAAGUAUUGGCAUGUUAUAGGAGAUGAUGUCACAAAAGAAAUACAGGGAUACAUGGACAGGGGAGAGUUUCCACAGGUUCUGAAUCACACGCUUCUUGCACUUAUCCCUAAGACUAAAAAGCCGAAGACCCCUGCAGAGUUUCGACCCAUUAGCCUGUGUAAAGUACUCUACAAGAUUUUCUCUAAAGUGCUCGCGAACAAGCUUAAAAAAGUGUUGAAAGUGGCAGUAGUGGAAAACCAGAGUGCCUUCGUUCCAGGGAGGUAUAUAACAGAUAAUGUCAUUGUAGCUUUCGAGUGUUUUCAUGCAAUGAAAACCAUAACGAAAGGAAAAAAGGGUUACAUGGCAGCAAAACUGGAUAUAGCAAAGGCCUAUGACAGAGUUAGUUGGAAAUUCCUGGAAGCUAUUAUCAGGAAACUCGGAUUUGCUGAUAGAUGGGUGAGAAUGAUAAUGUACUGUGUCUCAACAGUAUCUUAUGCUGCUUUAGUGAAGGGGCACCAGUCUGACACUUUCUUUCCCACGAGAGGACUCAGGAAAGGGGACCCGAUCUCCCCCUAUUUAUUUCUGUUGGUAGCUGAAGGACUUUCAGCACUCACGGCUAAGGCAGAGGCAGAAGGUUUUAUUCAGGGGCUAAAAGUUAGUCAAAAUGCUCCUAUGAUCUCACAUCUGCUCUUUGCAGAUGAUAGCAUAUCCUUCAUCAAAGCAACCAGACCCCAAUGUUCAAAACUGAAAGAAAUCCUUAGCUGCUACGAAGUGGAAUCAGGUCAAAGUGUCAGUUUGACCAAGUCUGAAAUCUCCUUUUCCUCUAACAUCCCUAAUCAGACCCAAUUGGAGAUGGCUGAUUUACUUGGCAUGAAGCUAGUGGAAUUUCACGAGAAGUACUUGGGCCUGCCCACAGUGGUAGGUAGGAAGAAAAGAUCAAUUUUCAGCUACUUGGUUGAUAGGAUCAGGAAGAAGGUCAAGCUUUGGAAAAGCAAGCUUCUGUCGAGUGCUGCUAAAGAAGUUUUGAUAAAAUGCUAAAGAAGUUUUGAUAAAAUGCUAAAGAAGUUUUGAUAAAAUACAGAGAAUCUUAGCCAAUUUUUGGUGGGGGCAAAGCCAGCAAGAAAGAAGAACACAUUGGAAAAGUUGGAAGGACCUCUGUCGACCUAAAAAGGAAGGAGGUAUGGGGUUUCGUGAAUUAAAAGGCUUCAACCUAGCUCUUCUAGGUAAGCAAGUUUGGAACCUCACUUAGAUGCCUAAUUCCCUAGCAAGCAGGGUCCUCAAAGCGAAAUACUUCCUGAAUAAAGACAUCAUGGAUGGGACACUACCCUAGCUACAUUUGGCGGAGCAUCAUAUCUGCAAGAGAAUUAGUGGCUCAAGGCUUACGUUGGAGGGUGGGUAAUGGUACUCAGAUAAAGAUUUGGGAGGACA